CCUUGAUUGACCUUGGAAUUCGCCAGACGUCCAUUCUUUUCAUUGUCUGUCAGAUGUAUGCCAUUCAACAUCUCCGCCCACAGUCACACGUCCUGGCAUGAUCUUAUAGUCCACUACACAGACGAUACGGAGUCACUGCGCUGAAGACCACCCCAUCAUGAGUGGCACUACUCCUGAUGACUAUUACGACCUGGGCACAUAUCACCGACCCAUAACGACAAGCAAUCCAGAAGCUCAAAAAUGGUUCGACCGGGGCCUCAUCUGGAGCUACGGCUUUCACCACGAGGAAUCGGCAGAAUGUUUUCAAAAGGCCAUCUCACUCGACCCGGACUGUGCAAUGGCGUACUGGGGUCUCGCUUACGCUCUGGGGCCCAACUACAACAAACCAUGGUCGUUCUUUGACGGCGUCGAGCUCGAGUCGACCGUCUCACGGACCCACGCGGCCAUUGAAUCGGCCAUCUCGAAGUCUCGGCGUACCACCGCCGUCGAACAGGCACUGAUCAACGCCCUCGAGUUUCGGUACCCGCAGGACAAGCCGGCCUCGGACUGCUCGAUCUGGAACCUCCCGUACGCGGACGCCAUGAGCGCCGUCCACGCCCAAUUCCCCGACGACCUCGAAGUCGCCACGCUCUGCGCCGACGCCCUCAUGAACCUCACGCCCUGGGCACUCUGGGACCUUCGCACCGGUCGUCCUGCCCCCGACGCGAAGACCCUGGAGAUCAAACGGAUCCUCGACCACGCCCUCACCUUGCCGGGGGGUUCCACCCACCCGGGCCUCCUCCAUCUGUACAUCCACCUGAUGGAGAUGUCGCCCACGCCCGAACGCGCCAUGCCCCACGCCGACGCCCUCCGCGACCUGGUCCCGGACUCGGGUCACCUCCGCCACAUGCCCACGCACCUCGACAUCCUGUGCGGCGACUACCGCGCGGCCAUCGCGGGGAACGGCGCCGCCAUGGCCGCGGACAGGAAGUACCUCGCGCGCUCCGGCCCCCUGCACUUUUACACGCUCUACGUGACCCACGACGCCCACUUCCGCCUGUACGCGUCCUUGUUCUCGGCGCAGAAACGCACCGCCCUCGCCACGGCGCGGGUCGUCGAGGACAACCUCCCCGGGGCCCUGUUGCGGGUCGCCUCCCCGCCCAUGGCCGACUGGCUCGAGUCGUUCGUCGGCAUGCGCGUGCACGUCCUGGUCCGGUUCGGGAUGUGGGACGACCUCCUCGCCCUCCCCCUCCCCGCCGACGAGGACCUCUACUGCGUGACGACCGCCCUCACCCACUACGGCAAGGGCGUCGCGUACGCCUCGUCGUCGCGCCCCUCCGAGGCCGUCGCCCAACGGGACCUGUUCCGGUCGGCCUUGACCCGGGUCAAACCCACCCGCACCUUGUUCAACAACACCGCCACCGACAUCCUGGCCGUCGCGUCCGCCAUGCUCGAAGGGGAGAUAGCGUACCGCCAAGGUCAUUUCGACGAGGCCUACUCGUGGCUCCGGGAGGCCGUCAGGCUGGACGACUCCCUCCCCUACGACGAACCUUGGGGUUGGAUGCAGCCCCCUCGCCACGCCUACGGCGCCUUGCUUCUCGAACAGGGUCACGUCGAAAUGGCCGCCAAGGUCUACGCCACCGACCUGGGGUUCGACGACGACGACGACACCCUCCCUCGCCCGCAGCGGCACCCCAACAACGUCUGGUCCCUCCACGGGUACUACGAGUGUCUCGUCAAGUUGGGCCGGCUGGCGGAGGCGAGGAUCCUCAGACCGCAGUUGAUGUACCACGUCGCCCUGGCCGACGUGGAGAUUCGGUCGUCUUGUUUUUGUAGGUUGAAGACCGAGGAGGUCAUGACUUGACAUGACACACCCAAAAAACGGUAAGUAUUACAUAGCAUGAACAAGGUAAAGGUGAUUGAAACAAAGGUAGAGAGGUAAGGCUAGCUUUUAGUCUCGAGGUUUCGAGGCAUCCUCGAAAGAACUGAGUUACAAAAUGGCACGACUGAGUAAACCAAUAUGAUAUACAUCAUGAAUGAAGAAUAAACGAGUCUAACCAAUACUCCUUUUGUUAGGCGAGUUCCGUCAUCACCCAGAACCGGGGAGCUCCCAUUCCAAUAUUAAAGAGAAAGACUGGUACAGAUUAUGUAGAAACUUUAUUUGUGGUAUUAUACAGCAAUACUCA
Exophiala oligosperma is the source of this 2165-nucleotide messenger RNA. RefSeq lists its product as uncharacterized. NCBI's taxonomy places the organism in Eukaryota, Fungi, Ascomycota, Eurotiomycetes, Chaetothyriales, Herpotrichiellaceae. Gene Ontology annotation, cellular component: intracellular anatomical structure. The record is from RefSeq and is a predicted model, not a curated record. Gene Ontology annotation, molecular function: protein binding. Bases 158 to 1843 code for a protein of 561 amino acids. The transcript has a single exon.